This is a messenger RNA of Cyphellophora attinorum, 1143 nucleotides long. RefSeq lists its product as uncharacterized. The record is from RefSeq and is a predicted model, not a curated record. The transcript is spliced from 2 exons. NCBI's taxonomy places the organism in Eukaryota, Fungi, Ascomycota, Eurotiomycetes, Chaetothyriales, Cyphellophoraceae. The coding region runs from base 1 to 1143 and encodes 380 amino acids.
AUGCCUCCAGCGACUUUUGAUGUCGCCGAAGUCAAUGGUAAAUUCCGACUGAUCCGCACUCCCGUUUCUGCGCGGCAGCGCGAUCUCAUCAAGAGGAUGCGCGCGCUCUCGCUCGACCCUGCACCGGUCACAAAGCCCGCGGCUCCUUCUCCACCAAGUACACAGAACAUCAUUCCACUCAACUCACCGAGUAAGCGCCAAGCCGACUUCGAGCACUACAAGAACGAUGAGUGUCCUAGCAAGCGACGUAGCCCACGUCUAGCACUCCACCAGAUCGGUCGGAUUACGCUCCAGAGAUCUCAGCCUUCCGGUCCCUUCUUCAGACUUCUCGAUCUGCCAGCAGAAAUCAGGAAUCUGAUCUGGAAGUUUGCAAAUCCCAAAACGCCAAAGUGCUGCUGUGAUGGGCUUUGGUGGCAUAAGGUUGGCGAUAUGCCAAGACAUACAGUUGACGGCCUGCACGAACUGCUCUAUCGCCAUGAACAUAGCGGAUGCAGAGAAGCCGGAGACGUGAUCUUCGCCUAUGGGAAGCUUGGACGCGGUGUCCCAAUCAAUCGCCAAAUACUGCGCGAGAGUCGUCAUGUGGCAAAGCCAGUGGCUUUGAAGUUUGCAGCUUUCCAAAACAAUCUUCACGCGGAUUCUCGAAUGGUGGAGAUCGAAGGCGACAUACAGAAUGGCAAGCUUGUCCUGCGAGCUUCGAUGCAUUCGCUGCGUGACUACUGGUCACGACGUAUCGAGAAAUCAGUCGAAGAGGUCAAGCGAUGGGAGACUGAGGUCGGGUUGAUGGUGGGCUGUAUCGAUGCUGAGGAUGUUAACAUGAUCGAAUUCCUGCUGAUUAUAGAUGAUGGGUCCUGGGACGAGAACCACCAGUUCAACCGGAAGAGGAGUGAGCUUCAGAUCUACGUUGAGAAAGCAAAGCCUUAUCUCGCCAAGAAGCGCGCGGACGUCGAGCAAGCGAAGCAACAGCUCCACACUGCUAGGAGUAAUGCAUUCAAGUAUGGCGCCGCAGACUUUGAGUUCUUCCAGAAUCUCAAUGAGCGACUGGAAUCACCGCCAUCCCCAGCGCCAUCACCAUCGACAUCACCAACGCCAUCACCGCUGCCCUCUCCACGUCCAAGGGGCGUGAAGCGUAGGCGCUAUAGCUGA